This is a messenger RNA of Salvelinus fontinalis (brook trout), 2256 nucleotides long. RefSeq names its product sex comb on midleg-like protein 4. NCBI's taxonomy places the organism in Eukaryota, Metazoa, Chordata, Actinopteri, Salmoniformes, Salmonidae. The transcript has 9 exons. The record is from RefSeq and is a predicted model, not a curated record. Gene Ontology annotation, molecular function: protein binding. Bases 526 to 1734 code for a protein of 402 amino acids.
AUGACCAGACUGGUGUAGUGCUCCAGCGGUCCGCUGUGGCGGCAUUGCUGUCUUCUGCAGCAGGUUGGAGAAUAUCUCCAUCUGUCGAGUAGCCUGACCAGUAGACAAGAUCACGGAAUUAACGUUAACAUCCUGAUGCUGCGGUAGUAAGAUAUAUAGCUAGACCCUGUGGAGGUUUAACGUUACGUGUUUAGAGGAGCAAAAACUGUUAUCCAGUUAACGUUACGAAGUUAACAAGCAAGCUUCCAAAGAUUGAUUGAUUUGUCAGCGAUUCGUUAUUCCCUCGUCUCAAAAAGUGUAAUGAGGAGUCUGCAGCCAGCCAGCCUGUGUGCCGUGCAGCAGCAGAGACGAGAGGAGCAGAGAGAAAACAUACAGCACAGCAGCUAAAGGCAAGAUGGCUUCAACAGCCUGCUGAGGCACUGUGCAGGGUUUAGAACCUUCUUCUGCUAUUCUGGAAUCUAACCGGGAUCUAAGAAGGGAAGCGCUUGGUUCUCAAGCGUUCUAGAUCAAAGGAGAUCAGCUCCAAUGAGUGUACCUGCAGCAGCAGCAGCACAGAAAGCAGACAGCAACAGUGAAAUGCAGUCACCUGCAGUGUCUCCCUCCUUCCUCCCCAGCCAGCCAGGAAAGAUUCCAGGCAGGAAGAGGGGGAGACCCCCACUACAUCGCAAGAUGGAUUUUCCAACCCGCUACCCUGAAUCCCUCCCUCCCCUCAAAGUGCCCAAGAAGAGGGGGAGAAAACCUGGCUUCAAGCUGAAACCCAGGAUGGUGCUGAAUCCCCUGGCCAUCUCUCCUCCCAGCAGCACCCCAGAACCAGACAUGAGCUCCAUCCCCCAGGAUGCUGCUACCAUCCCCCACUCUGCCACACCCCAGGUGCUCACAGUGUGUAUCUACAUCAACAAGCAUGUCAACAUGGGUCCUAACCUGGACAGGAAGAAGCUGCAGCAGCUCCCAGAUCAUUUUGGGCCUGACAGGCCCUCGGUGGUUCUGCAGCAGGCCGUCCAGGGAUGCAUCGACAGCGCCUUCCAGCAGAAAGCUGUGUUCACUCUCCUCACACAGGGCUACGGAGGGGAGAAAAUAUCAGCCACUUUCGAUGGGAAGCAGCACCUUCUGAGUCUCCCUGUGGUCAACAGCAUGGGCUACGUUCUACGCUUUCUCAAGAAGCUCUGUCGCAGCUUGCACUGUGAAAACCUCUUCAGCGACCAACCAAUCCCCCAGCAUAAUAAUGCCUCCUACCAAUCAGAGGCUGAAACCUCCAUGCCAGAGGAGUAUCUUCUGGACCCGUCAGACAAACGCUACUCAAUGGACCCAGGUGACUCCGCCUUCAGUGCCAUAAGCUCCUCCUACUCAUCCAAACCAUCCUAUGGGUUCCGCUCCUCGCAGCAGUUCCCCAACGGCUCCUCCCCCUUGGGCAUGUGUAGACAGACGUCCAGCCCUAACACCUUCAUGGAAGGCAACAGGAUAGCGUACAAUCCAUCUCAGGACUCCCAGGAGUCCAAGCCGCCCCCCAGUAAGGACCCUUCCACCUGGAGUGUAGAGGAUGUGGUGUGGUUCAUCAGAGACGCUGACCCGCAGUCCCUGGGCCCUCACGCGGACGUCUUCAGGAAACAUGAGAUAGACGGCAACGCGCUGUUACUUCUAAAGAGUGACAUGAUGAUGAAGUACCUAGGACUGAAGCUGGGGCCAGCCCUGAAGCUCUGCUAUCACAUCGACAAACUAAAACAAAACAAGUUCUAAAUCUGAACAUUUUUUCACGUCAUCAAUCUGUGGGACCCAACUUUGUGGAUGCGUUCCAAAUGGUACCCAUAACCCACUCGUUUUGACCGUAGCCCUAUUGGCCCUGGUUAAAACUAGUUCAAUAUAUAGGGAAUAGGGUGCCAUUUGAGACGCUAUAUUUUACUGGUUAUUUUUGCAUUUUCAUAUAUCAUGUAUCUAAAGAAAACAAUGUGAUCAUGUGAUCGUGACAGAAUACGUUUUUGGAUAUUCUAGAUUUUCUGUUGAAACAAGGUUUUGGUUUAUACAGAUUACAAAAUAUGCAAAUUGUGGAAUGCAUAACUGAUACACUGGUUGACAAUACCUGGAUGAGAGAUACAGCUGUCCUAUAAAUUUGCUUAUUAAGGCACCUAUGCGCCCUGGUAAAACAUACCAAGUUACGUUUAUGAUCUGUUGAGAAGUGUGAAUUAUUUUAGAUAAACUGUUAUUUAUACUUGGUCUCAAAUCUGCAGUAUAACUUUGUUUUAAAGGAUAUAAAAGGGGGGG